This is a messenger RNA of Schistocerca nitens (vagrant locust), 615 nucleotides long. RefSeq lists its product as uncharacterized. The record is from RefSeq and is a predicted model, not a curated record. NCBI's taxonomy places the organism in Eukaryota, Metazoa, Arthropoda, Insecta, Orthoptera, Acrididae. The transcript has a single exon. Bases 1 to 615 code for a protein of 204 amino acids.
AUGGCUAACCCAGGUGCCUUAGACCACACGGCUAAUCCAGGCGCCUUGGACUGCGUGGCUAACCCAGGUGCCUUAGACAGUGCAGCUGACCCAGGCGCCUUUGACAGUGCAUUAAAACCAGGCUCCUUAGACCAUGCAGCUACCCCCGGCGCCUCAGACUGCAUGGCUAUCCCAGGUGCCUCAGUCCACGGGGCUAAUCCAGGCGCCUUGGACUGCGUGGAUAACCCAGGUGCCUUAGACAGUGCAGCUGACCCAGGUGCCUUUGACAGUGCAGGUAACCCACGCGUCAUAGAUCAUGCAGCUAACCCAGGCGCCUCAGACUGCAUGGCCAACAAAGGUGCCUUAGACCAUGCGGCUAAUCCAGGUGCCUUAGAGUGGGUGGCUAACCCAGGUAACUUAGACAGUGCAGCUGACCCAGGCGCCUUUGACAGUGCAGUUAACCCAGGCGCCUUAGACCAUGCAGCUAACCCACGCGCCUCAGACUGCAUGGCUUACCCAGCUGCCUUAAACCACGUGGCUAAUCCAGGUGCCUUGGUCUGCGUUGCUAACCCAGGUGCCUUAGACAGUGCAGCUGACCCCGACGCCUUUGACAGUGCAGUUAACCCAGGCGCCUAA